Messenger RNA from Rhodofomes roseus, 1801 nucleotides. RefSeq lists its product as uncharacterized. NCBI's taxonomy places the organism in Eukaryota, Fungi, Basidiomycota, Agaricomycetes, Polyporales, Fomitopsidaceae. The record is from RefSeq and is a predicted model, not a curated record. The transcript has 4 exons. Gene Ontology annotation, molecular function: protein binding. Bases 276 to 1706 code for a protein of 476 amino acids.
ACCACCGCGGGCGCUUAUAAGGAGCUCCUGCACGUUCAAACGUUCAACCGAAUCAACGUACGACUUGCCAGUGUACGCUUUGGCUGACAGCGAAGUUUACGUUCAACGCCAUUCAGGGCUUCUCAGGCAUUGUACUACCUCUUCGCCAACGCGACAUCAACUCUAUACGCCGCUACGCGAACUUGCCAGUGGUGACUCUGCUCAUUCAAGUUAUUUGCAGUCCGUUCCUCCGACCAACAGACGCACCGAGCUGAGGCACGCCCCCAGUUCAGGCCAUGUCUGAUCGCUGCGCCGCCAAACUCUCUCCUGAGCCCUCUACGCCUGGCAUCCGCGAACCCCUGGUCACCGUCAAUGAUCUCCCGGCAGAUGUCCUCCUCCUUGUUUUCUGUGCCGUGCGCGAUACCGAGUCACACUGCACCCCAUGGGCCCUCGCUUCCGUCUGUCACACAUGGCGAGAGCUGGUGGAGAACGUGUCUUCCUUUUGGACGCGCUUGGUCAUCUGGGUCGACGAGCCCAACGGCCCACUGCCGCUCGCGAGAAUCCGUAAAUACCUCGCCUGCUCGCGAGAGCUCCCGAUCGACAUCUUCAUCUCGCGCAGGCGCGAGUGGCAGCCACCCAUGGGGACGGAUCACGAGGAGAAGGCUCGAGUAAAGGCUAUCAUGGACGUGCUGGCUCCGCAUAUGAAGAGGUGGCGAAGCCUUCUCUUGCGACUUCUCCAUUCCGACUCACUUCCCCUUCCUCGUAUCGACCUCGUGGGACACGCGGACAAGCUGAAGAUACUCAGCCUCGACUCCAUCAUUGACGACUCAGCCGCGAGCGACGAGGCCGCCUCGCCUAUAACUGGCGAAUUUCACACCCCCGAACUCACUGAGCUCUUCAUGAAGGGUGUACACUUCCGCGAAGUGUACGUGAAGCCGUGUCUUCAAAUGAGUCAAUUCCCACCGCCACCGACGCUCCAGAGCAUCUGCAUCUCAAAAUACGAGUCGCACCACCCGCCUUUCCCACUCGUCGACCUCCUGCUAUGUCUUCUGCAUUGCGUGAUGACUCACCUCCGGCUCGCUGAUCUCGCACUGGAUUGCUCCUAUACUGGACCACCUAUCCUGGAGACGACGUACACACGGCUUGGCAGCGUCGCAUUCUUCGAUAUCACAGGCAACGUCCUCGCGGAGUUUCAUCGACUGCUCAGUCACCCUGUAUUUGCCAAGGUGUCGUACACUCGGUGCUCGAAGGAUGACAACGCCAUCCUUGGGGCCUCAUAUUCCCUCGACAUAGAGGGGAUCACAGACGCCAUGACGCUCCUGAAGCUCCUUCUGAGCGCGGUGCGGAGCCCGCACUUGUGUUAUGAAGUAUCGUUCAAAGAUUGCGACGGCCUAAGCUCGGAGGUUAUGAAGCCGCUUUCCCGUCCCUUCGCCACGCCUCAUGGAGAGCAAUGGCCCGCCUGCCCAUAUAUCAAGGCGCUGACAUUUCAAGGAUGCAAGCGUUUCCACAGCUCGGCCCUGCGUUCGCUCUUGCAAGCGCGCUACGACGCACACGCAGCGUCCGGCUCCGUUGGGGAAGACGAACCCGGAUUUAUGGUAUCGGCGGUGAAAGAGCUAUACGUGACCGACUGUUGCGAGCUCGCGCAGGAGGAUCUGGAGUGGUUUGACCGCCACGUUGCUGUUGUUCGUUGGGAUGAUUGGACCGGAGGAUACGAUCGUCGCUCCUGAACUUCCAGCAGAUGUGGAGGGUCUAUGUAUGUCCCUUCGCCCGAUCACGAAGCCGGGAGUGCCCAGAACUCGUUUGUUCCCUUUGUCGCUUGUGG